UGGAAAAUCCCAUGGACAAAGGAGCCUGGUGGGCUGCAGUCCAUGGGGUCACAAAGAGUCAGGACUGAGUGACUGCACACGCGCACGCACACACACACACACACACACACACACACACACACACAACUUCUGGACAUUAGCUGAUCUGACCUCCAGGAGACUAAGAGCCUGAGGUUGAAACUUGCAAGGCAACCCCCCAGGUGAACUCUGAACUUCACUAGCUAGCUCCUCUCUGUAGGCAGAGUGCUGUGAAAUAGACAUUGUAAGAGAGAACUGUGCUGUUAUUCUUGUCUGAGGUCGUACUCCAAAUCCUCUUUCAUAAGAAAGACCCGAUUUUGAUGAACUUGUUAAAUGUGAUCAUGUCGAGUUCAUUGGUGUUAGCGUCCUCUUUACUGUGAUCAGUAGACUGAUUUGAGAGUCGUAUCAUCACUGUGUAAUGAGACUGGAGACCACUGUUUGCCAUCUUUUCCUGUCAUCAUGUGUGUGGGGGUUGGGGGAGAGGGAAUCCAUUCCAGAUUCAUGAAUAAAUGAUUUUUAAAAUUUUGCCCUGAAUAAACAGCUGAUAGUAACUGUUCUUUUAUCACUUUGGUAAUAUCAGCCUCAGGGUAAAAAAAAAAAUAUGUGUUGAUAAACAAUCUCCUAGAUCUUGUGGUGACGAAGAAGAAGGUUUUGUAUCAGCGUCGCUUUCAUUUCUAGACUGUUCCUGUGAGGAUGGUCAAGACCUGGGAGCCGCUCUGGACUCACAAAUACACUCGUUCUACAUGGAGUAAUCAGUGCUCCCUGUAGCGGGUCAUGGAGGACUGCGUAUGUUAUAUAUUUCUUUCUGCGAUGUCUGUGUCUCAUUUCCACCUUGCAUUAUUUAAACCUCAGUUCUCAGCUCAGAGUUAAUGGACUCUUGAGGUGUUUUGUUUCCUGUAACUCUUACAUAACCCACUUGCAGGUGUGGGAAAUCUCUUGUUCUCGGUUUGAAUCAUCACAAGCAACAGCUAAACACAUAACCCGUGGCGGAAAACAUUUACUCCAUGCAAUUGAAAAUUCCGAAACAGACCAGGGCCUGGUACCUUCACUCUCGGUGGCUCCUGGCCCAGAGGAGAAUCCAGGAGGCUGUCUGCCCUCACCCAAAGAGUGAGCUUCCUGAGUCCACCAGCCUCCAGCCCCUCCUGGGGAAAGGUUUGGCGAAAGAAGCCACCCUGCUUCACUUCCCGUGGAUCACUGGAUCAUAAUGCUUGGGCACUGCUGAUGGAAAAGAGGAACGUUUCAAAGAAACAUGAGGUUCUGAAGAGAGUCGAAGAAAUUGACAGAUCCGGAUGGCCACCAUUGAUGGGAGAAUGGUCUCCAGACCCCGGGGAUCUGGCCAGGGGCGCCAGGGGAGCAGGGCCUGCUUGGGCUCCCUGGACGACCUGCCAUGCGAGGGGACUCAGGAGCUGGCAGCGACUCAGCUGGCCAUGCUGAGGAGGGCACAGGAAUUCUUUCAGACCUGUGACACUGAGGGCAAGGGCUUCAUCGCCAGGGCAGAUAUGCAGAGACUCCAUAAGGAGAUGCCCCUCAGCUUGGAGGACCUGGAGGAUGUGUUUGAUACCCUGGAUGCUGAUGGCAAUGGCUUCCUGACCCCAGAGGAGUUCACCACUGGAUUUAGUCACUUCUUCUUCAGCCAGAAUAAUCCAAGUCAGGAAGAUGCAGGUGCACAGCCGGCCCAGCUCCAGGAGGAGAAGGUGUAUCAGAGUAGAGGCGAUGAGGACCUGGGCGACAUGGACGAAGAUGAAGAAGCCCAGUUCCAGACGCUCAUGGACAGACUUGGAGCCCAAAAGGUUCUGGAAGAUGAAGCUGAUGUCAAGCAGCUCUGGCUGCAGCUCAAGAAGGAUGAGCCUCACUUACUGUCCAACUUUGAGGAUUUCCUGACCAGAAUCUUCUCGCAGCUCCUAGAAGCCCACGAGGAGAAGAAUGAGCUGGAGUGCGCCCUGAAAAAGAAAAUCGCUGCCUAUGAUGAAGAAAUCCAGCACCUCUACGAGGAGAUGGAACAGCAGAUCAAAACUGAGAAGGAGCAGUUUCUCCUGAAGGACACGGAGAGGUUCCGGGCCCGAAGUCAGGAGCUGGAGCGGAAGCUGCUCUCAAAGGAGCAGGAGCUGGAACAGCUGGUCCAGAAGCAGAAGCGGCUGGAAGGCCAGUGCGCCGCCCUGCACAAUGACAAGCACGAGACCAAGGCUGAGAACACCAAGCUGAGACUCACCAACCAGGAGCUGGCACGGGAGCUGGAACGGACAUCCCGGGAGCUCCAGGAUGCCCAGCAGCAGCUGGAGAGCCUCCGGCAAGAGGCCCACAAGCUCCACCAGGAGAAGGAGAUGGAGGUGUACCGCGUCACCGAGAGUCUGCAGCGGGAGAAGUCGGGGCUCCUGAAGCAGCUGGAUUUCCUGAGGGAAAGGAACAAGCAUCUCCGGGAUGAACAGGACAUACGUUUCCAGAAAGACAAGGCGGCCAGGGCAAACACAGCUGCUCCCACGGCAAGAUGGAAGCAGCGAUCUGGCUCUGUGAUCGGCAAAUACGUGGACAGCACAGGGAUGCUCAGAAGCCAGUCAGAGGAGGAGGAGGAUGUAUUUGGCAUCCAGAGGCGGAGAAGCUCCCUGGGCCUGAGUGGGUGCCCCCUUACAGAAGAGGAGCCGGGGCCCGGAGGACCACUCACCCAGCCGCUCCGCAGGAUCAUCUCCAUCGAAGAGGACCCGCUGCCCCAGCUGCUGGGGGGCGGCUUUCAGCAGCCACUGAGCAAAUGCUUGGAAGAAGAAGAGGCCUCCGGCCAGGGGGUGAAUGAACAAAGCGGACCUGCCCGACCUCUGGGACUCACACCCACGUCUCCCCGAGGGCAGCCCGUCGGAAAAGAAGCCCUGUCUGAGGAGGAAGGCUUCCCAUCCACCCCAGACCGGCUCUUCAAGAUCGUGUUCGUGGGCAACUCCUCCGUGGGGAAGACGUCUUUCCUGGGCCGGUUCUGUGAUGGCAGGUUCUCCCCAGGCUCGGCGGCCACUGUGGGCAUCGAUUACCGCGUGAAGACGGUGCGAGUGGACGACUCGCGGGUGGCCGUGCAGCUGUGGGACACGGCGGGGCAGGAGAGGUAUCGCUGCAUCACCCAGCAGUUCUUCCGAAAAGCGGACGGCGUCGUGGUCAUGUACGACCUCACAGCCAGACAGUCCUUCCUGGACGUGCGGCAGUGGCUGAGCAGCGUGGAGGAAGCUGUGGGAGACCGCAUUCCUGUUCUUCUGCUGGCCAACAAAAUUGACAAUGAGAAAGAGCGGGAAGUGCCGCGAGGCCUGGGGGAGCAGCUGGCCAAGGAACAUGACCUGAUCUUCUACGAAUGCAGCGCCUAUUCUGGUCACAACACGGAAGAGCCUGUGCUCCAUCUGGCCAGGAUCCUCAAGGAGCAAGAAGACACAGUGAGGGAAGAAACCAUUCAGGUUGACCGCCCUGCCAAGAAGAAAGCCUGCUGCGGCUGAUACGGGCCUCGCAGGGCUCCCGCCGGGACCUGAGGCCACGGGGCCGCCCUGCCUCCUGCACACGGGCUCCUGCACAGAUGCCCCCGCCAAGACCCACUGGACCUUAGUCUCCAUCGGCGAUGGGCCCCUCUCCACUGUGGAAGAAAAGCACAGCCCCAAGGAGAGCUGCUCUCUGGGUGUCUCGGGGUCUCUCCCUCUCUUCUCUGUCUGGACCCAGGUGUCGCUUCCAUCCUUCCUUCUCCCCCAGCUUGGUUUCCUGGGGGAACGGACAGAUGGGCUUUUCCAGAAAAGCCACCCCGUGCCUUCUCCACCUCCCUUCUCCCCACCCUGCCCUUAGGAGCCUGGCACUGAGGUUGCCAUGGCAACUGUGCAGGGCAGACUGGCAGCUUCCUGUAGGUCAAAGACACGGGACCGGGCAAUGCUGGGCGAUCGGUCCAGCCUCAGAGCCUGUUCUCUGGAUGCCAGUGGACACCCUUGGCAUGUGCCUCAUUGGCCUUGAGGUGCCGGUGGGUGCUGAGUCCAUCAAACUGAGAUACCUGCUUCCUGUUCCACCCUCACGCCCAGGGGACCUGCUCCUUCCCCAGCUUCAGGGCCCCUCCUUUCUCAGCAGCCGCCUGGCCUCUGUGUUUAUCCCUGUGGGUUCUUGGGCGCUGCGCCUUACAAAAGCCACAGCCUUCUUCCCCACCGCCCACCUGCUCCCCCGACUCCACAGGGUGGACUGUGGGUGAUAAAUGUACGCUGGGGUCAGGGAGUGGGCUGACCAACUGCUUAACUUCGGCGAGGAGAUGAAAAGAAAACCUGGGCAACAAAACCAGCUGCUGCUAAACAGAGCGACCGUGUCUGAGGGUAUCAGUAAGGUACAUAGAGCCAUGUAAAAGCCAUUUUCUGAAUGUUUCUCAAAAUAGCUCUUCAAGAAUUGUACCUGAUGAUUAUUGGGGUAGAUUGACAGGCAGGCAGGAGGCCCAACAUCGGGUCUGUACUUACUGACUUCAUUUUAUUUUACUUUUCUAGAAAGCUAUAUUUUUUUCAAGUGUGGCUGUGAUGUUGACAUUUGGGGGGUUCUGAGCAGUGAGCAAAGGGUAGCUGCCAGCUUUGGCACCCCUGUGACAGCCCCUGAACAGGGCACUUGGACGAAGGACACUGAUCUGGGCUGGUGUGUGGUCCGGUCCGCUGGGUUCUGAGGUCCCACCCCUUGGCAUGCUCCAGCAUCACUGACUAGCAUCUGAGGCUGGCAAGGGCACUCUCACCCUGACGGGAAACUUGGAAGCAAAGAUCAUAAACAUCACUGCCGCUGACCAUUCUAGGGCUAGACCCCGGCCCCACAUAGGAAAGUGGGUGAUGUCCACAUGCCGUUGGGGCAUGCAGGAAGGGAGGGGACAGAAAGAGUCUGCAAGCCACCAAGAAGAUGAUUCAAGAAAGCUGCACACAGCCAGCUGGGCAGGGUAGGGGGCAGUCACUGGCCAAGAGCUCCCAAGGGUGUGCCUAUGGCCUCCUGCCCAGAUCUGCCAGAGGGUCAGAGACCACAGGCCACAGGCAAGCGCCAGCUUCCUUUGUUGAGGCUUUCUCUCUCGUCCACCUUUGUAGGCACCUGGGAGCCCCCGGAGGGUGGGUGACAAGAGCCAGCACUGAGUGCCAGGAGGGACCCAGGAUCUUGAGCAGUCCUGCUCCCUCUGUGGCAUCAGUAACAUUAGGGCUUUGGGGGGCUCUUCCUGCUCAGAGGGCUUGUGUUCAUCAUCUGAUGGGCUCUGGCCCCCAGCCCCAGUGUGGGGGACUCACAGGAGGCCCUUUCCCUAAGAGAGGGGACUGCCAGUGUCUCACUAGUGAGAUGGUCACCAGCAGUCUCUGUAUGUGACUGUGUGUCUGUGUGUGUGCCUUUAUCCGCAGCCCCUCAUCCCUAGCUUGGGUUUCGAGUAGGGUGGGAUAACCCUAGUGCCUGGCCUUUCAGCCCAUGGGGUGAAUCCUCACCAGUCCUCAAGGAUCCAGGCAGAGAGAGGGGCAGGAAGGUGGUCAGGCCUCUGUGGCUCCCUUCUCCACGCCCACCUGAGAAAACAUGAUGUACGGGGACUUUGUAGAGACUCUGAGAACUUCUGUGCCCCCGGAUCUCAGUUGCCCCUUCCCCGCUAUUCCUUUAAAGCAACACUGCUGGGCACCAGCCCGGCCCAGAGCCUAGCACAGGGUGGCAGCAAAGCCUCCCAGCUCUAGCCCCUUGCGGCAGGAACAGCUCUGAGCAAGUCACUGAAGCAGGUUUCCUAUGUGUCUGUGGACAGGAGGUUUCCGCAUGGACCUCUAGGAAUGCUUUGGGUACCGUGGGAGGCAGCACGUGUGACGUGCCUGGAACACUUAGGUGCUGACAGGUAGGGGCUACUGUCAUUGUCAAGCUCGAGUUUCUGCCCAGAACGUUUGCCUCGCUUCGGUUUCAGAUUCAGCACCAGCCAACACUAAGCGUCUUCCCGUCACUGGGCGCCUCCCAGACACCUCCUUGUUUUUGCUUCUGCUUGUCCAGUUCUUUGCUCGACUCUGAGCUUGUGUCUGGUGUGACCUCCUGGCUCUGCCCAUCUUUGUCCUGGGGGCUUCCUGGUUUUCCACUCAGACCGCAUCCCGCCACCUUCCCUCCCUGCCGUGGUGCUCCCAGUGCUUACCCAGGCAUGCCCUGUGCUCCCAGUGCCUACCCAGGGUUGCCCUGCGCUUCUCACCAUCUCUGGCCCCACACUGGCCGCUCCCAUUCUGACUGCUUGGGCCUCUCCCGGGUCUGCUGCUGCCUCUGGCCACGAACUCCAGCACCAAACCAACACCCUGGCUUUGCUCCUUGUCCAGCACUCAUUUCCCCUUUGGGGUCUUUUCUGUUCCUCCUGGCUCUCUCCUGCCUCUCCUCUGCCCUGUACUGCUCUUUCCCUAGUGUUCAUACCUCUGCCCAAUCUUGGACGCCCCUCCAGCCUCCCCUCGCCCAGGUCUGCUCCAGGCCACACCUGUAUCCUCCAUCAUAGACGGCUCAACCCUUUGUUUCUGUCACUAGCAGGCCCUACUCCAAAGGAUCUUAAAACAGUUUCAGCUAAGGUGUUCAUGCCAGUGGUGUUCAGGGCUGUAUCUGUAUUUUCACAAAGAACUCUAAGAAACGCAUACUUUAACCCAAAGGAAUAAAUCCCUAGUAGACUAUUAAGCACCAUAAUGGUUUAUGGGGUCAAAUAUUUAAGACAGCGCUGCUUCUCCUAUUCUCCUAAAGAUCAGUUUGCUUCAUGUACUUUUGGGCUCUAAGUUCCUGUAUGUUUAUAAUUGUUUUGUCUUCCUGAUGGUUUGACCCUCUAUCAUCAUAAAAUGUGCUUCUUUGUCUUUAGUCACAAUUUUUGCCCUAGAGACUGUUUUGUCUGAUGUUAGUGUGGCCACUUGGGCCCUUUUGGUUGAUACAGCUCCUGAAUGGCAUAUCUUCUCUGUCCUUCUACCUUCAUCCUAUUUGUGUCCUUGAACCUAAAGUGGGUCUCUCAUAGACAGCAUGUAGAUGGAGUCAUGUUUUCUUCUCUUCCAAUCUCUGCCUUUUAAUUGGAGAGUUUAAUCUGUUUAUAUUUAAUGUGAUGGGUAAAGUAUGAUUUAUGUCAGCCAUCUUGCUGUUUCUGUAUUUCACGUGUCUUUUUUGUUCCUAUAUUCCUCCACUACUGCUUUCUUUUGUGUUAGUUAUUUUCUAGUGUACAACUGUAAUUCUCUUGUAAUUUUAUUUACAAUGUGUAAUUUAUUUGUUUUCUUGGUGGUUGCCCUGAGGGUCACCAUUAAUAUCUCAAUUUGUUACAGUUUGGAUUAAUAAUGACUUAAUUCCAAUAGUAUAAAAAAUUUAUUCCUGCAUAAUUCCAUUCCACCCUCCUUUUUGUUGUUAUUAUUAUAAAUGACAUCUUUAUACAUUUUAUGCCCAUCAACAUAGAUUUUUAUUUAUUGUUUUAUGCAGUUGCCUUUUAAAUCAGAAAAAAGGAGUUACAAAUGAAAAAUAUGUUUAUAUCAUCUUUACUUAUGUAAUUACUUUUACCAGUGCUCAUUACUUUUUCAUGUUGAUUGAAGUUGCUAUUUAGUGUCCUUUACUUCUGUAGUAGUUUUUGUAGGGCAAGUCUGCUAGAGACACACUCUCAAUUUUGUUUAUCCAGAAAUGUCUAAUUUAUCCUUCACUUUUAAAAGAUAGUUUGACCAGAUAUAGAACCUUUGAUUGACAGUGUUUCUUCCCCGUCAGUACUUGGACUUUACCAUCCCCAUGUUUCUGGCCACCAUGGUUUCUGAUGAGAAGCCAGCUGUUCAUCUUAUUAAGGAUCAUUUGUAUGUGAUGAGUUGCUUCUAGAAAGCAGUGAGAACACUGCUUUCAAAGCUCUUUGUCUUUCAAUAGUUUGCUUCUUAUGGGUCUAGCAAUAGACCCCUUUGAGUUUAUCCUUUUUGUAGUUGGCUGAGUUUCUUGAAUGUAUAAAUUAAUGGCUUUCAGCAAAUUUGGGGAGUUUUUGGUUAUUAUUUCUUUAAAUAGUCUUUCUGCCCCUCUACCCCCUUCCUUCCUUCUAGGGCCCUGUUAUACAUAUAUUGGCAUGCUUUAUGGUAUCUCACAGGUUUCUGAGGCUCUGUUCAUUUUUCUUUA
Molecule: messenger RNA, 8076 nt
Organism: Bubalus bubalis (water buffalo)
Lineage: Eukaryota; Metazoa; Chordata; Mammalia; Artiodactyla; Bovidae
Gene: CRACR2A
Product: calcium release activated channel regulator 2A
Exons: 19
Coding region: 1308-3479 (723 amino acids)
Molecular function (GO): GTP binding; GTPase activity; calcium ion binding
Source: RefSeq, a predicted model, not a curated record